AUGUCCUCUGAGGAAACUGUCAACAAGGAGAUGGAUCCUCAGACACAAAGCCGCCUUUUCCUGUUGCCCGUCGAGAUACGUCGGCACACGUAUUCUUUCGUCGUCGAGGAGGGUGUUCACGUCUACCUCCGUAAUGGCCGCAUUUGCAUGUCGACAUGCAUCACUCCGCAGCCCAGCAACGACUACUUCUGCUUCGACCGUCAGUCAUCGGGAGACCCUCCUCGUGAUGUUUGGGCUCGUCGACUGGGUUCAUCUUGGGCCUCGCACUGGAGAUGCGAGGAAGUUGCGCUUGGCUUGGACGUGGACCGCAUUAAUCUUAUUGCUGACCGCGAUCCGACAAGGGCAUUGAUGCAGUCUUGCAAGAGAAUAUAUGGCGAGGUUGCAGGCUUGAUAGCUGAAAAGUCCGUUUUACACAUCACCGAACUCGCGACCCUUGACCAGCUUUUGAAAGGAGAUGACGACAAAUCACGUUUGUUUACCGACAGUAUACUGUUUAGCUCAUUUACUGGCGUGAGAAGACUUCGUCUCGCCUUCCGCCUUCCGCUGCAAGUCUACAAGAUGAUUGAGCUGCAAUGCAAGCAGCGAAAAUUCCCGCCUUGCCCACACAACAAGCUGCCUUCCACCAUGUGGAAGGGCAUAUGGCCAGCAAUCGCUCAACUCCAGCACCUCCGUUCGCUCGAUGUCUAUAUCGACCAUGACUCUGAAGCAUCCUGGACAUUGGUCGAUGAAGCCACCAUACUCUCGCCUUUGCUGCCGCUCUGCCAGCAUUCCCACUUCAGCACCACCGUUCACGUCCCGGUACUACCGCCGCCACAGGACACGGAGGAGGACUCCGGUUCCUCGACAGAGGACUCACUAUCCUUGUUGGACAUACGAAGGUUCAUCAGACAAAGAUUCUUCCCCGAGCAAAGACAAGAUGGUACCCAUGGCAUAGUCUACGAAGACGACGCCAACAACAUGUUUCGCGACCCAGGCCCAUCUGCCGACGAGCUGACUCGGACUGCUGAAUUGACGAUGCACCUCUGGCUGCAUGGUGUUGAGCUUGACUAUCUUGCCAUGAGUAGGGGGCUUGGGUGCCUCCUCCUCCUCGCUAUUCUCGCCCUGCGCUCUCGGUGCAGACACGUCACGCAGCCUCUUAACCCCCAGCUCCUCUUCAACAGCCUCUUGGGCUCAUUAUACUCUACAAGCGUUCCCGUACCCAACACGGCAACCCUUGCGAAGGCCAUCACCCACUGCAACUUCUGCGCUAUGACGAUAAUGGUCCAUCCGUCGAACCACAUCCGCAGAACAUCAUACAUAAUCUCACUCGUUGCAUUGUCCUUGCAACCAACAGUCAUACCAAGUAGCAAGAAGGAUGGCAACAGCACUCCCAAGCCCAACAUGUCCGCCCAGACAUUUGCCCAAUUUUCUCAUUCGGGGCCACGACACCCUCAUUCGCCCACUACUUGA
This is a messenger RNA of Metarhizium brunneum ARSEF 3297, 1449 nucleotides long. RefSeq lists its product as uncharacterized. The record is from RefSeq and is a predicted model, not a curated record. Lineage: Eukaryota; Fungi; Ascomycota; Sordariomycetes; Hypocreales; Clavicipitaceae.